Molecule: messenger RNA, 5772 nt
Organism: Neospora caninum
Lineage: Eukaryota; Apicomplexa; Conoidasida; Eucoccidiorida; Sarcocystidae
Exons: 18
Coding region: 1-5772 (1923 amino acids)
Biological process (GO): lipid metabolic process; intracellular signal transduction
Molecular function (GO): phosphatidylinositol-4,5-bisphosphate phospholipase C activity
Source: RefSeq, a predicted model, not a curated record
AUGCGGUCUCGGCAGGCCACAACGCGACCUCAUGUGAGUCCGAAGCGGCGUACGUCGGGCGUCUCUUCAACUCAGGCGACGAAGCCUCUGUCGUCGCCUGUCGAAGAGAGUGAAUCUGUCUCGAGUUCGGAGAGCAGCAAUCUCCGAAAGCCACCUUUUGUUUCUACGAAAGGCGGCAAGCUGUCUUUGGAAGCUGCCAGCGUCACAGAACCGGGAGAAGCUGGGCCUAAUGGAGAAGCCGAUCGGGAAAAGUCUUCCUCUGUACUGACAGCUGAAGUCGCAGCUCCAGGAGGGGAGAAAGGGGAGAAAACGAAGGACCAGCUGAGUGUGGGGGCGCACGAUGAGGGCGGCUCGAACGAAAAGAUUCAGAGAGACGGAGGCAAAGCGGAACAAGCAGCAGAUCGCCGGACGGAGAGAGAAUCAAAGCCUCUGUCGUUCUGUGAGAGUUUGACGUCGAGGCUGCGAGAGAAGGCAGAAAGGGUGCUAGAAAAGGCAAACGCAAAGUGGUUGGAACAAGAAGAACAUUUUGAAGAUCUAGUCAAAUCCCGAAGUCUGGCGGCGCGGGAGGAACUGAAAGUGAGAGAGACGACGCUGAAAGCACUGCAGGGCGCUUUGAACGAUAAACUCGAAGAACAGAUGCGAUGGAGGAAGAAACAACUCCAGCGGAUCCGUGCCUAUCAGGAGCGGCUCAGAGAAGACGCAAUGCGUGCGGGGUCCGGAGAGAAGGGACUCGAGGACCAGUCACCGGAGACAUCUGCUGAUUCCUCCGGAGGAGUAAAGAAAAAGGACAAGGCAGGGGCAUCUCGGGAGGCGCGAACGACUCUCCAGGCCCUGUCUUCUUCCGCUGCAGCCUCGCAAAGCACAAAAGGGGUUUAUCGCCCCGCGAAAACGCCCACGCAUGCAGCCGGAAACGCCUCGUCUUCCUACGGAGGCGCCGCUCCCGGCGCGUCGGGCUCUGGCGCCUGCGCCUCUCCACUGAGCGGGAAAGGAGGAAGAUCGGCGCUGCCAAAGGGGCGCCGAGCAGGCGAAGAAGAGAAGACUUCCGCGGCUUCGUCAUCGACUUCUGAAGAGGCGGAGAGGCCAGCAGACGAAGAGCGCCAGUGCCUGGCUGAUGCGACGGCUGCACAGCUCUUCUUCCUGGACGACGGAGAAGAAGAACCGGGACCGGAGGGCGAGAACGGAGACCAAGAAACGCCCAGGAAGAAGGGGAAAGACGGAGAAGAGGAAGAACGAGGAGGCGGACGAGGACAAGCUUGCGCCACUGCCUCCCGGGGCGAAAGGAAGAAGAAAGAGGACUUCUGGACAAAAGAGGUCGUCGACGCAAACUUGAAGAACGCGCAGCAACUCCUUCAGGAGAUGCGACUGGUGGUCACACAGCUGGCUGCAGAUUUGGAAGCGAUCGAGGCAAGCUCGGCACAGAAGGGUGGGAGUGAAGGAAGAGAACGGAAGAACGCAGCGGACGCGCACAUUCGGACUCUGUGCGGAGCCCUCCGGGAUGUUGCUUUCCACACACGAGGCGACAUUGAGCGAAUCGUAGAUGAGAAAUGCAAAAUCGAAAAUCUCAAACUUCUCCAUCACCAGCGGGCGCAGACGCAAAUCAUUCAGCGCCUCGUCGUAGCGAUUGACGCCUGGACGGAGCAACACGCAACAGCCUACAAAAAAUGCGAAGAAGAGUUGAAAAUACACAAUCACCACAACGCAAUUCGCGAAGCGGUGCUAACGCUCCGCAAAGGGGACGACUUCACGUCACCUCCAGAGAAGCAAGCACUGGAAAGGCAGAUGCAAGAAAAGGAACAGUCGCUCUCGGUCAAGCGACACGACGUGAUCCACGAAGCUCUGGAGUGUCUCCCCGCCUCCAUGACGCCUGAGAAGGUGAACCGCUGGAUGGGGCGCCUCGGACGGAUUCGCGAGGUCGGCGAGGCCUGGAUGCGAAAUCUUGUCGGCGACUUUAUCGAUCUGAAGGAGAUUCAGAGGCGGAGAAGUGAAGCGUUGAUUCACACAUGCUCAGACAGGGUUGAGCACUUCAACGCCCGCAUCCUCUGGGGAGCGUGCGAUACAGCCCGGGCGGUUGCAGCGCAGCUUCUCCGGCCUCUUCAAGAGCAACACUUGGAAGAGUUGCAGAUGGACUUGGACGUCCUCGCAUCGCGAAUGGAAGAGAGACAACGAGCAGAGCAUCAUGUGUGUCUCCGCCUCCUGGUGUUUCUCUCUCAAGUUGGGUCUUUUCUCGCCGCCUUCCGCGAAUCUCAUCACCUCCUAAACAGCAGCCAGCGGCGCCUCGCCAUGGAUGCCUCCAAGGCGUUUGUCGACGCAAAUCGCCAGCAAGCAGCCGGCAUUCUCGCGCUCCGAGAAGAGAUGAAGACAGCGGCAACUCUCGGCGAGUUGGAUGCGCUAAAGAAGAAGGCGGAGGAGGCACUGAGGGGUCUCGACGGCCUGGUUCGCGCGGGGGUGAAGCGCAUCGGCACUCUGGGGCAAAGUUUUCUCCCGCAAACUCACGAAAGACGGCGAAGUGAGCUGGCCAAGUUUCUACACCUGUGGAACCUGGCCCCGCUCUCUGAAGAGCAGCAGAAGAAGUAUUCGGCUCUCGUCGAGGAGCGAGGGAGGACGGAGACAAACGGAAGUGACGGGCCUUCGGGAUCGCGUCUCACAGACGCGCGAGACGCCGACGGACCUUCGUUACCGCCCCCCAGAGCCUUGGCCGAGGAAAAACGAAGGCAAGAAUCCGGAGACACGGAACCUUCUUCCCAUGGCAGGCGGGCACGCGAGAGAGAGGAGACGCACCCUGAGGAUGCGUCGCUCUCUCGCGGGCCUUCGUCUCCUACAGCUCGGGCAAGUCCAGCGCGAAUGCGGAGCCACGCGAACUCAGGGGCGAGUAAAAACCUCAAAGGGGGCGAGAAACGAAACGAGAAUGGCAGCGGAAGAAAGCCAAACAGCUCUAGCGCGCAUGCGGGAAGCAGUGAUCGGAGACCAGGAACCGGAGGCUCGAGUAAAGAGGGAGAGACGGCGACUGGCAGCAAGGGCAGUUCGCACGGAGGCUCGAAGGGCGACCGAGAAGAUGUCAGAAAAAAAGACAAGAACGGAAAGCGCGACGUGUGCGACGACGAGAUCGAUCUCGAUAAAGACAUAUGGUGGACAGAUUCGCGGGGUCAAACGUAUCGCCAGCUGAAGACCUUCGAGGCGAUGCUCGGUGCCCUCGUUCUCCCUUCUUCUGGAGACGCAUGCGCCCUCCCUGUGUCGCCUCCUGCAGCUCCUGCCCGGGACCUCCCGAACGACAAGAAAAAGAUGAGUUCUUCCCCUUCGUCGGCUUCGCUCCUUCUUCCUCGCUCUCUCACAGCCUUGUCUGCUUCUCAUCGAAGUGUCUCCAACGGUCGCGCCGCUUCGGCAAGCAGAAAUGCUCCCCUCACCGAAGACGGGGCUUCCGGCAGUCCCGGGUCGGCUACCCAGGAAGAGGCGGAAGGAAGAGAUGAAGAAACCGGCAACCCAGUUGAAAUUCUCCUCAGAGAAUCUUGGAAAGACGGGCUGACGCGGUUGAGGGCUGCCUCCUUCGAUUUCGUCGCCCGCGCACUUGAUGAACUGGAAACAACUGCAACUGCACUCGGCGAGGCAGCGUAUUCGACGGCUCUGGGCGAAAUGAAGCGCGUGUUGACGGAAUUUGAUUCGACUUCUGCCACUGUCGCCUCCUUCUCGUUUGUCUACAAACACCGCCAGCAGCAGCUGGCGGCUCACGUCGCCCGCCUCGAACGCUUCCUUCAAGGCGUGGCGAGUGCUGUGGGGCGUCAGCAACAUCUCCUCGCCCAAACUGAGGAGGAGCUGGAGCUUCUGUUGCAAGACAUGGGUGCGGAACAGACGCAGUUUCAGCAGCUGCGGCUGGAAUCGCUCCUGACCCACGUGGGAGGUUCUGCGACGGCAGUUGCGUCUUCUCCUUCGCCUGUUUCUCCGUCUAAACCUCUCUCGUCUUCUGUUUCGGCGCGGCGCGCCAGCAGCAGCCCCGGGACCCGCAACGGCAGACUGCUGUUCUCGUCUCUCUCUGCGCGAGGGAAGGAAGGAAAGGGAGACAUCGAGGCCUCCCCCACUGCUCUUGCUUCUGGAGGGGACUUGGAAGCCGGCGACGGCGGGUCAGGUGAUCCGCCCGGGGCCUCGGACGAUGGACUGCCCGACGGCAGGAUCGGCGGGUGUUUGAUCCAGCAGUUAGAGCGCAGGAGGAAACAGUUCGUUCAGGAGCAAGACCAGCUGAGGAAAACCGCAGAGGCGAAAAUACAGUUUAUUGAGCAGUCUGUGAUCGCGAGCCUUCAAAAAGUCCAUACGAAGAUCCAGAAUUUCUUUAGCUCGACCCCCCCUUCGAUUUCGGAGAAAGAAAUACAAGAGGCAAAUUCAAAGCGAGGCGAGUGGACAGAGGAAAUUGAAAAGCGAAGAGACGACUGGCAAGCGCGAGUCGCGUCGUGGAAAGAGAGACUGGAGUCUACAGCCGCGGAGGGACGAAAACAAAUGGAAGAGCAUUUUGCUGGCCUCGAAGACCGAAUUUCUCGACUUUAUGAAACCGUGGAAGCUGUAGCUCGCACGUCGAUGCUCGAGUGUCUUCUGGGAUCUGUAACAAGCUUGCCAGUUUCGUACGCGGCAGCAGUGGAGGAAAUCGAGAAGGAAUUCCGCUGUAAGGCAGCCACGGCAGUGGUGUGUGCGUCUUCUACUGGAGGCGGCGCCUCAUCUGUGGGAAGAGGAAACGGAAGAAACGACGGUUUGCCGACAGCAACAGGGGGAGGGGUUCCUGCAGGUAAAGACAUUGAGUCCCCUGUAUACGUCGAUCACUUCGCUCAGUAUCUACGAACCCAGGCAGAAGCAAAUCGCCAGAAGCUCGUAGCAGUCAUUCGGUUUUUCUGCCGCAUUGUGCGAGAAGAACUCUUCCCCACCGCAGUCUGCGGCAUUUUCCUGGACCUCGGUCGAGCCCUGCAAGACCAACUCGAGGAGUUGUGCUCGGCGGAAGAGAACCGAUGUGAACAAGUGACGGCGCUGGUGUCCAAAGUCUGUAAAGAAGCUGCUUCGCAGUUGAAUGCCUCAUCCGCGUUCAUCACUAACGGAUGCAUCGGCCAUUUCGAGUUCCUCGUUACAGUACUUGAUAGACUCCCACAAUUGGCGGACUUCCUUCCUCUUGACGGCUGGGUGCGCGGAAAGGAGCUUUUCAUCGUCAACUUGAGACUGAAAUUCUCGUCAUAUCGCAGUCUCAACGGCGUAUUUCUCGAGAGCGACGGUUCCAAUUACUUCACCAAACAAUGGAGAGGCCUGCCCAUUCAGCCGUGGAGCCUAGAUGCUACUUACGGGGGCAUUGCAGCUGAGGCUAAUGCGACCGAAAAGUGGAGUGCACCGGUCCUGCCGUUGCUCUAUCCUCCAAAAUCAGCAACCCCAGUCGACAACACACCUCUGUCAGCUUCCUCUGUAAAUGCAAGAGAAAAAGCAGUCACUCAACAGGCACAUCGCCACCAGCCAGUUGGAAAACCAGCCGCCGGGGGCGCUACGGCUGUUCGAACUGACCCGCUGGACGACCAAAAUGGAUCGGAAAUCCUUUUCUCUAAGACAAUCAACUCUUUCUCGUCUCCGGUUCACAAACAGCUCUUCCGCGUGCGCAAUGCGGCGUUUUUGACGGCUCUCGAGGAGGUGCGCAGAGCGAGCACCGAAACUCGAGAGCAGCUGGCGUCGAUUUACCGCGAAGUCACACAGAAUCGAAGACUUUGGACCCGCAAGGUUGAACAGCUAGAACAGAUCAGACAGGAGGUUUUGCAAUAA